GGUUUUGAGCAGAAGAAGAGUAUGUUUGGGUUUGACGCAUUCAUUUGCUCAAUGCCUUAACCGCGACGGAAUCGAUGGAGUUGCUGGUUGUUCAUUUUGUGCAGUUGAAUCUUUCCUAUUUGUCUUGAUUGCUUCCUCAAAACAUAAAUAAUGUACCGGCCCGGUCAACAUCCGUGCGGUCGGCCUUCUUUCGGUGUUCCACGAUCUCGCUUCAAUGUCGGCGCUCCUUGUGGGCCUUCUCCCGGAAAUUUACCUCUUCGACCGUCCAGACAAUUUUCGUCUUCGGCGCCGAUUGGAAGGCAAUUCUUUCCAAGACCUCCAAGACCUUAUUUUAUGAAUGUACGUACACGACAAGCUCAUGCUUGAAGGGGGCGAGGGUAGCUAGGACUUGUAAAGCACCAUUUUAGCAGUUCAAAUGAAGUACCUCCACAUUUCUCCGUGGAUUAUAGUGCGGCAAGGGGGAAAAAAAUCAUUUUAGAUUCUAUUGUAUUGUAGAAUUGGGUUCGACAUCUACGUCAUCAAGUUUGGUAUAACGCCAUACUUGAAGAAGAAGCUAGUUACAAAGUCCUGUUCGGUGAAGGGCUCUCAAUAAGUGGACAUACAUAUUCGGGUUUUAUAAAAUGGCUUCAAGAUAUUUUGGCUCCGAAUUCCUGGGACAUGCCAGGGCAGACAGAUGAUCUGUCAAAGUAAAUAUACUUUCGUGUGUAAGAGAGUGAAUCAAGAAGAAAUAAAUAGAAUACGGUACAUGCUAAAAACAUAGCCUUUAGCCUUUUCGAACUUAUCCUACUGGCAAACGCCUGCCUAUAUUUGUACGCUACGAUUGGCCAAGUUGGGACAAUCAAGUGGGACCACUGUGUAAAGGGGGGAAAAAAAAACAUAUUAACUGUUGUCGCUUGGAACGUUCAAUAGUAUACGUAUGCCAUCGAUGCCACAAUUCUUUCAUGCAAAGUAAUAUUCACAUGAAUUCUUAAUACUCUCAGCCCCACUGUAGCUCGUUCUCCAUAGACCGCAGUACAGUGAUAACUGUGGGAGGCAGCCAGCAGCUUGCCUCUCCUGCUGCACCACCACCACGGCAUCUUCCAGGUUCCCAAUGGAAUCCAACAUCUGUCAAGCUUACGCCAGACAACAGUGACAGUGCUGGAGAGGAGUUCCUGAGAUGCAUAGCCGCAAAUAAACCUUUCCCAGAUUAUCUCCGAGGGAACAUGGAAUACAACCUGGCUGACGCAUUGAAGUCAGCCAGUAUCCUGAAGGAGGCCGUCAAGUCGGACCUGGCUUUCCAAAAGCGGAGUCGCAGUCCGAGCGGGAGUCCUGAGCGCAGCCGCGGAAGAUCUCGAGCGAAAAGCCGUGCCCGAAGUAGGAGCAGAGCCAGGAGCAGAAGUCGCGUUCGUGAAAAGAGUCGAGCGAGGAGCAAGAGCCGAGCGAGGAGCAAGAGCCGAGCGAGGAGCAAGAGCCGAGCGAGGAGCAAGAGCCGAGCGAGGAGCAAGAGCCGAGCGAGGAGCAAGAGCCGAGCGAAGAGCAAGAGUCGAGCGAGAAGCAAAAGUCGACCUCGGAGUCGAAGCCAAACCAGAAAAAGUCGUGCGCGGAGCAAAAGCAGGUCUGGGUGGUCAUCGUCACCGAGCAGCAGUCCUGACGGCAGCCCUGCUAAAAGCAAAAAGCGGCAGAGGAGUCCCGGCCGCGUGGGCAACGACACCGCCGCUAGUUGUAGUAGUAGUGCUCGUUUGUUCGAGGGACUUAAGUUGGUCAUGACCAACAAAGCAAUGGAAAAUCACUUGCCCUCUCUCAAAGAGGCAAUCCGAACCAUUCAGGCCUCGAAUCAAAGGCAACGAGCUCCGGGCGCCGAGCGACCUAGCGCGCUUUCGACUUUGUCGCUGGAAAGCGACAGCGUGCUCCUGCCUCAUGACAGAGUUGGCAAUGACUUUUCCUGGCUUCAGCCCAAACGGCAGACAGCUUCCAAAGCUGAUCACUUGGAAGAUGAAGAGCUGUUCUUAUACGGCCACGAAAAAGCCGCGCCGCAAAACCCACGCUAUGCAACACUCACGCCUGGAGAGUCGGUCAAAGGAAAAACAGGUGAUGAAAUGAAGAGAUGGGAUCCCAACACUCAACAGCGGGACUGCGAUCGCUCCAAUCUCUCGUCAUCGAGCCGAGUCUUUGCUCAUCCGGACGGGAGGGAGAAAAUCCAAAAGAUCUUGAGCGCUUUGGGCCAAGCAAACAAUAGCAAAUCAGGCCCUCAGCCACCAGCGUCCUUGGGAUUGAGAUCAUGUCAAGGCCCCAAUAUGCCCAACGCCCUGCAAUCAUUCAUCAAAGCAACCAAGGAGAAGCGGGAAAAAGGUCACCCAGUUGGGACGUCAUAUGAUGAAGACAAGCCAGGCGAUGAAAGUGAAAGAAACGAAGCCAAACGAGCCAAAAUGACUCAAAUCGAAAGUUUGAUGAAAGAAGCGGGAGAAUUGCUCAAGCAGGACGGAUUCAAUUUCCUCAUCCCGGUGUUGGGCUUUUACUGCCAGAUAUGUGAGGAGUUCAUCAGAGAUUUAAGUCGAGCUGAAAGCCACGCAGCCAUCCAUUGGAAUCGCAACACUGGCCGCAAAACACCGGUAAGUAAAGAAGAGACUAAAGGACACUCAAGCUGUAGCAGCAGCAGCAACAGCAACAAACACCAUCCUCCGUCGCCGCACCGACAACACACUUACAAAGACGAGAGAGGAGACAACAGGAAACCCGGAAAUGAUUACCGUAGAAUCAAAGAGGAGGAGGAUCAUCAUAGGCGCCAAAGUAGUGUGCUCAAGAGGAUGAGAGAGGAGAAGAUACUCAUAACGGUUUGUGCCGACCCUCCAAAAGUUAAGGAGGAGCCCGACAAGGAUUGGGACCUAGUCAAGCAGGGAGGAGCAUCCAAUGGAAAGUCCAAAGACGGUCAUGGAAAACACGCAAAGGGAAACAAUGAAAGCCACGACAGCAGCAGAGAUGAAUCCAAAGGAAAGUCACACAAAAAGAAAAAGAAGAAGAAGAAGAAGAAGAAAAAGAAGAAGGAUGAUCCUAUACAUGAACCUUGCUCGUUACCAAGUUCAAAGACGGGUCACGGCGUCAUUGCGAGACAAGAAAGUUUGGACAAGUGUCAAGCCCAACGUCCAUUUGAUGUGCCCUGCUAAACAAAUGACAAAAGUGCAAAUUGUUGUCACUUUUCAAAACAUUCUUAUUGCAACCAAUACUGUUCAAUAAAGAACAGAUGGACAAACUGUA
Syngnathus typhle (broad-nosed pipefish) is the source of this 3231-nucleotide messenger RNA. RefSeq lists its product as uncharacterized. The coding region runs from base 1203 to 3140 and encodes 645 amino acids. The record is from RefSeq and is a predicted model, not a curated record. NCBI's taxonomy places the organism in Eukaryota, Metazoa, Chordata, Actinopteri, Syngnathiformes, Syngnathidae. The transcript is spliced from 7 exons.